CACGAUCUGAGCGCGACAUCAUAUAGCCGGGAGAUAGCCGGGAGUACUUUGGCUGGUCGUUGCGAUCAAUCCUCUCGUUGACUCUAAUCGUGCCUUUGGACGACUGAGACUCGAGGUAAACCUGGUAGCAAUGGCAACCCCAAUUAUCCGGCGGGCGUGCAUGUACGUCCCAGCAUCCUCGCAAAAGAUGCUCGAGAAAUCCUUCGCCAUGCACGCCGAUAACGUGACCUACGACCUCGAAGACUCCGUCGCGCCCUCACUCAAAGCCUCCGCACGCUCAAACUUACGCUCCAUCCUGUCCAGACCGCGCCCUACCGGCAUCAAGGAGAUGUGCGUGCGCAUAAACAGCGUAGACACGGGUCUCGCCCUCGACGACCUUACAGAAGUCCUGAGAGGCGAACACCUCGACGCCAUCAUGCUGCCCAAGUGCGAAAGCGCCGCGGACCUGCACUUCGUGACAGACGUCAUACGGCACCUCUCACCAGACAGACAUCCAGGCGAUCCCAGCAAGGUGGGAGCGGGGAAGCAGCCAGUAAGCAUCAUUGCGCUCAUCGAGUCGGCAAAAGCGAUCCAGAACCUCAAGGAGAUCUGUGAAGCAUCGCCCUACCUCGACGGGCUGGUGUUCGCAGCAGAGGACUUCGCGAAGGAUAUGAGUCUCACGCGGACGCCCUCGCUGACAGAGUUCCUGUAUGCGAGGAGCGCGAUUGCGACGGCGGCGCGCGCGGCGCUGCUGCCGAGUACGAUUGACUUGGUGUGCACGAGUUACAAGGGGGAUGUGGGGUUGAAGACACUCGAAGAGGAGUGCUUGAAUGGGAAGGGGAUGGGCUUCAAUGGGAAGCAGUGCAUACAUCCCAGUCAGGUCGCGGUGUGUCACAAGGCGUUUAGCCCCGGGGAGAAAGAGGUUGAGUGGGCGGCGAGAGUCGUGAUUGCGGAUGAGAGGGCGGAUAAGGCGGGGAGAGGGGCGUGGACGCUGGAAGGUAAGAUGAUUGACGUGCCGGUAGUGAAGAAAGCGAGGGCUGUGUUGAGGCAUGCGGAGGCUUGUGAGAUGGAUGUAAAUGCUGUGAGGGAGAAGUGGAAGGAUCAGGAGCCGGAGUAGGCUUGGAUAAAAGUCAAGAUAGGCUACGGUGAUGCGUGUUAAUACCCUCUAUCG
Messenger RNA from Macroventuria anomochaeta, 1150 nucleotides. RefSeq names its product citrate lyase. Bases 131 to 1096 code for a protein of 321 amino acids. The transcript has 2 exons. Gene Ontology annotation, molecular function: magnesium ion binding; catalytic activity. Lineage: Eukaryota; Fungi; Ascomycota; Dothideomycetes; Pleosporales; Didymellaceae. Gene Ontology annotation, biological process: oxaloacetate metabolic process. The record is from RefSeq and is a predicted model, not a curated record.